AUGGACAACGGACCCAAGCAGCUGGGCUCAGUCAGCACCGCCAUGGAACUAUGGACACUUUUGGCUGCUACCCCAGGGUCGGCCUUGUUGCCCGUGGUUUCAAAACCGCGUGGUCCCAAAGCUACUUCAACACCCGACGGCCCCGGAAGUUCCACUACCCAGCAACACCGACCCCAACAGGAUCACCCACCUCAUUACACCCUCGGUGGUGUCCAUCACUAUGCCGCGAUGAUCUCUAGGGUGAAUUCCCUCUGCCAAUGGAUGAGACCAUCUCCCUCCCAUGUAGAUAGACCCAACUCCCGGGUCGGACACCAGGUACCACGCCACCCCGAUGACUCAAGGUGGACUACCAGUGGGGAAACGGCUGCCGAAGAGCGCGGGGAAAAACUAGGGGAGAUUGGGGUGUCAAAUCAACAGCUACAUUCCGUCUUUGAUUAUUCAUCUCGGAAGGAUAGAGAGCGACUGCAAGAACCAAUGAUCGCCCAGGCUGUCUUCUCUAUCCCUCCAACUCCUCCUAUGUGGGUUGGGUGA
Messenger RNA from Cantharellus anzutake, 531 nucleotides. RefSeq lists its product as uncharacterized. The transcript has a single exon. NCBI's taxonomy places the organism in Eukaryota, Fungi, Basidiomycota, Agaricomycetes, Cantharellales, Hydnaceae. The coding region runs from base 1 to 531 and encodes 176 amino acids. The record is from RefSeq and is a predicted model, not a curated record.